GCCACCGUCAUGAAAAUCACCUGAAGUGGUAUUCUGACCCUGAAACUCGGUAUCUCGAUUGUUGGACUCGGAAAUGUCCCCGCGAUAAUGCAUCCCUAACCUCAAAUCAGCGUCUACUCUUGUACCUUUGCCGUCGAACCACUUGCUGCAGAUACUUACAAGCUUCCAGGAGCUUUCACGGGAGCACAUCGCAGCCAUGUUGAGCUCUUGGACCUUACCAUUAUUCCUCCUUCCAGCGUCAUCGAUAGCGCGGGACGUUGUUUUCCCUCCAGUCUCACCGCUACAGGCAAACCUUGGUGGCCAUGCCAGCCGAUAUCGAUCUCCCGUCGCCUCAGGGAAGGAUCCCUUGGCCGAAUUCGAGAAAUACUCGGGUCUAACCACCUUUGCAAACCUUCCUUGGGUACAUUGCUUAUCGCCGGAUGACGAUGUAGACAAGUAUGAUAUUGCCUUUUUGGGGGCACCUUUUGACACCGGCACUACCGCUCGACCCGGGGCACGAUUUGGCCCCAGUGGAAUCAGAUGGGGUUCUCGACGAAUGCAAGCUGCGGCGGCAUGGGACCCGUAUACCCAUGAGAACACGUUCCUGGGCUGGGCGCGCAUAGUCGAUUGCGGCGACGCACCCCUCACUUUCCUCGACAAUACCGUGGCCUUGCAGCAACUGGAAAAGGCGCACAAAGUGGUUUCCAGCCGGACAGCCAAUACCACAGAAGUGGCCGACGUUCCUAGGAUCAUCACGUUGGGAGGUGACCACACCACCACCUUAGCGGCGUUGCGCUCGACCAUUGACCACUGGGGGCCUGUCAGUGUCAUACACUUUGACAGCCAUAUAGAUACCUGGGAUCCCAAAGUUCUUGGUGGAGGAAUCUCCGACUAUGCUGGGCUCAAUCACGGCACCUUCCUCCAUAUCGCCCACGAGGAAGGCCUCAUUCUGAAUUCUUCCGCACACGCGGGAAUACGAGCCCCGGUCAUCAACAAAAGCUAUGACUGGAAAAACGACAAGCGGUGCGGUUUCGAGAUCAUCACCGCCCGGGAUAUCGACAAGAUCGGUGUUUCGGGGAUUAUCGACAAGCUCAAGGCUCGAGUGGGCGACACGAAUGUCUACAUCUCCGUCGACAUUGACGUCUUGGAUCCAGCAUAUGCUCCCGCCACGGGGACGGCUGAGGUGGGUGGCUGGACGACGAGAGAGCUCCUCAGCAUCCUGGAUGGCCUUGAAGGUCUGAAUGUCAUCGGGGCCGACGUCGUGGAGGUUGCUCCGAUAUAUGAUAAUCCUGGAGAAACGACCGUCCUUGCAGCUGGGGAGGUUGCCCAUCGACUCAUGAGCCUGAUGGUCGAAACUCCCGUAAAGCCAUUGAGGAGGCCUUAGAGAGAGGAAGAAUCCUGGAAGUGUAAGCACAUAAGAAAUGUCCUGAAUAUAGCCUACCCUGUUAGACACAUUCUGUCCGUGGCACGCAAGUAUGCGCUGUCGACAGAUGGAAAUGACCAAAGCGGGUCUGAUAUACUUGUCCGAUGCCCCUCCUGCGCCACCAUGGUAAAGGGCACGAAUGGCUGCGAUGGGCAGUGGUGGCGGCCUGGGCGGUUUGCGAUGGACAACCACUAAACGCCUCAGUAUAGAUCAGAGCGUCGUCAGCCUGUGCUGGGCAACUGUAGGUAGACAAUGUAU
Molecule: messenger RNA, 1660 nt
Organism: Cladophialophora immunda
Lineage: Eukaryota; Fungi; Ascomycota; Eurotiomycetes; Chaetothyriales; Herpotrichiellaceae
Product: agmatinase
Exons: 3
Coding region: 197-1363 (388 amino acids)
Molecular function (GO): agmatinase activity; metal ion binding
Source: RefSeq, a predicted model, not a curated record